GCCGCCCCGCGGUCCCGGAGGGUGGGCCAGGCGAGUGGCCGCGGCGCCCCUUUCUCUUUGCCCGCCUUCUUCGCCUUUGCACUCGGGGGGCCGCCGGCGGGGCGCGCCUUGGACCGCGGUGCCCUUCAGCCUCCUCGCUCGCCCGCCCUUGCGCCUCCGACCGGCCCCAGGCAGCAUGGAGAGCGCCGCGCUCGGAGCCGAGUUCAACCUCCUCCUGGCCACCGACUCCUACAAGGUGACACAUUACAAACAAUAUCCACCCAAUACGAGCAAAGUUUAUUCCUACUUUGAGUGUCGUGAAAAGAAGACGGAGAACUCCAAAUUAAGGAAAGUGAAAUAUGAGGAAACAGUUUUUUACGGGUUGCAGUACAUACUUAAUAAAUACUUACAAGGCAAAGUGGUAACCAAAGAGAAAAUACAGAUAGCCAAAGCAGUGUACAAGGAACAUUUUCAAGACGACGUCUUCAACGAAACAGGAUGGAACUAUAUUCUUGAGAAGUACGAUGGCCGUCUUCCUAUUGAAAUAAAAGCUGUUCCCGAGGGCUUCGUCAUUCCUAGAGGAAAUGUACUUUUCACAGUUGAAAACACAGAUCCAAACUGUUACUGGCUCACCAACUGGGUUGAGACAAUCCUUGUGCAGUCCUGGUAUCCCAUCACAGUAGCUACAAACUCCAGAGAGCAGAAGAAGAUCUUAGCAAAGUACUUGCUGGAGACCUCAGGCAGUUUAGAAGGGCUGGAAUACAAACUCCACGACUUCGGUUACAGAGGGGUGUCUUCUCAAGAGACUGCAGGAAUCGGAGCUUCCGCACACUUGGUGAACUUCAAAGGCACGGAUACGGUAGCCGGCAUUGUUUUAAUUAAGAAAUAUUACGGCACAAAAGACCCCGUCCCAGGUUACUCGGUUCCAGCUGCUGAACACAGUACUAUAACAGCUUGGGGGAAAGACCAUGAAAAAGACGCUUUCAAACAUAUUGUGACACAUUUUUCUUCCGUGCCGGUCUCCGUGGUCAGUGACAGUUACGAUAUUUACAAUGCUUGCGAGAAAAUCUGGGGUGAGGAUUUGAGGCAUUUAAUUGAGAGGAGAAGUGCAGAAGCUCCCCUGAUUAUCCGUCCAGAUUCAGGAAAUCCUCUCGACACCGUGCUGAAGGUUUUGGAAAUUCUCGGAAAGAAGUUCCCCAUUGCAGAAAAUGCAAAAGGCUAUAAAGUGCUGCCACCUUACCUCAGAAUUAUUCAAGGAGACGGUGUGGAUAUCAACACAUUGCAAGAGGUCGUGGAGGGCAUGAAACAGCAGAAAUGGAGCAUUGAAAACAUUGCUUUCGGCUCGGGUGGAGCCCUUCUGCAGAAAUUAACCAGAGAUCUCUUGAACUGCUCGUUCAAAUGCAGUUACGUGGUUACUAAUGGCCUCGGGGUGAAUGUCUUUAAGGAUCCGGUAGCCGAUCCCAACAAACGUUCCAAGAAAGGAAGAUUGUCCUUGCACAGAACGCCGAACGGAGACUUUGUUACACUAGAAGAAGGCAAAGGGGAUCUAGAAGAAUACGGACAGGAUUUCCUUCACACAGUGUUUAAAAACGGAGUAGUAACGAAGACGUACUCCUUUGAUGAAGUCAGAGAAAAUGCCAGGUUGAAAACGAGUGAAUUUUCCACGGCGUCUCACUAAAGUUUCAUUCCAUGUUGGUAUAUGUGCAACAAUUAUGUACUGAUAAUGGUUUCUUGUAGAGAUCUGUGUGUUUGUGUUUGCCACAUCCUAGCCGAAUUAUUUGUUGGUUUAUGGACAUCAGUGCCCCCCCUUUUUUUGUUUCUCCUUUCAUUUUGGCCAGUCUAAAAUCGAAAUAUUUACAGCUGAAAACCUGGUCCGUGUAAUUGUAGAAUUCUUUGCUAGUCGUGAUUCAAUCUGGUAUGCAUCUCAGAACGUUGAUGAGAUUGUUUUAUAAAUAAAUGAAUAUAUAUAUAUAUAUAGAUAUAUAUAGAUAUAUAGAUAUAUAUAUAUACAGUAGCAUAUCGCAAAAUAAGAUUUACCUAAUAGUAUCAUCGCUUUAUGUUUAUAAUUAACUUGUAUUUUUGUACAAAACGAGAUUGUGUAAAAUAUAUUUAAAAGUUUCAACAAUUCCGUCUUUCCAACUUUUUUCGUGAUUUUUACAAGCAGAGACUUUCAAGGAAAUAACUGGGGGGGGGGGGUUAGGAAGAAAACUCACUGCCUUUUUUUGUCCAUUGAUCAGCAAAUAAAACAUGGCCUUAAGUUUUAUUGUGAAAAUUGUCCUGUUUGGAAGCUUUAAUCAGGAUAGCUCGCUCACAACAGUCACAGUUGUUCUGCCAUUAAGAGCCAGAUUUUUUUGUAUCCACCGAAAUGGGGCGAUACGUGACUUUUAUCAAUACAUACCUUUGUUUAAGAGGAGAAAAUAUUCACCAAACGCCAAAAACAAAGGAGUAAUUUUUUGCUGCAAAAAAAUAUUGCCAACUUUGUCGCCAUCUUCGAAGAGAGAGGCCGCAAUCUUAACGCACGCCUGCAUCUCGUGUAAAAUCUGUUGAAAUUCAGUGGGGUUUAUUUCAAUAUACCUGCUUGACAACUGACUGUAAAGCUAAGAAGUCUCCUUCCAGCCCCAAAUGUGUGAAACUGUGCAAAUAGUUAUAUUAAUUCGGAUUUUAUUUUUUUCCGUACGUGGCUACAAACAACAAAACAAAAUACUGGAUUGAAUAGUGCACUUUUUAACUUGGGGAUUGGUGUUUUUUUUUUUUUUUUUUUUGUAUUUUGCUCUUCAGUUUUGCUUUUUUUUUGUCAGAUUGGAUGUUAAACUGUAUAGCUGUCUUAAAUAUUUUUUGUUAAAUAAUUCUAAUAAAACAUUGUUCUAGCCAAACUGUUUUUAUCCUGCUAGCUUUCCCUUAAAAAAACAACAAAAGAGAACACUAUGCAGAGGUUGAAGUAUUUUUUAAAGAAACUAAACGCAGUGAAUGCUAUUCUUUUUUCCAUGACUGCACUUGAAUAAUUUUCUACCACAUGCUCUGAAUUGCUCAGUUGAAGAACAAAUUAGUUUUUGCUGUAUUAAAUUCUCAGGUGAAUGGCCAAGGAUGGUUAUUGGAAAAAAGGACUUAAGCGGUCUUUUGACGUGGCAAUAAAACUGAUUUGAGGGCUAUGCUUUAAAAACAAAAAAAAAGAACUGUAUAUCUGGAAUUUAUAUUUAAGUUUAAACAAUUAUCUGAACAACGGUUCAGGCAAGCUCUGAAUAACAUAAACGAAAGCAAGAGAAUGUGCUUUUAAACCUUGUUUGGAAAGCCAUAUUUUAAAUGUUCUGCUCUGAAAUAUAUUUAAUUUGCCAGAUUUGUCCGGGCAA
Crotalus tigris (Tiger rattlesnake) is the source of this 3326-nucleotide messenger RNA. RefSeq names its product nicotinamide phosphoribosyltransferase (gene NAMPT). Gene Ontology annotation, biological process: NAD+ biosynthetic process. The transcript has 11 exons. Gene Ontology annotation, molecular function: nicotinamide phosphoribosyltransferase activity. The record is from RefSeq and is a predicted model, not a curated record. Lineage: Eukaryota; Metazoa; Chordata; Lepidosauria; Squamata; Viperidae. Bases 176 to 1657 code for a protein of 493 amino acids.